ACCGAGCCACACUGCGUAACAUUACUGACAGACAGUUGUCACCUCCCUAACAGGACAAUAAGAACACACACAUACCCAUACACUGCCCCCACUUGGACACUGAAGCAGAGGCAACACUGGUAAUAGAGGGAAAGAGAGAGUAAGAGAGAGCAAGCAGACAGAGCGCUGGUCUGGUCUGGGUUGUGGCGUGCAGCAUUGACAAGCCUGUUAACUAUAGAGAGUCAUAUAAAUGCUUUAUAACAUGUGUCUGUGAAUCUGCAAAGAACACAUAAACAUAGACUGCCAGCCGCUUCCCGCCUCCUGCAGCAUUGGACAGCACCCGGCUGGAUAUACUUGUCACAGGGGCAGGGGGACAGUCACAGUCAAAGAGAGACUAGCUAGCUGAGCCCAGGGGACUACAAUCAACAGGUGGAGCUGAACAAAUAAGCUAUUGGUCGCAGGCUCAGCCAACAAGACCAAGGACAGAAGCGUCAGUAGAAGGCCUUGUCAGAGAGAGCACUAGAGAGCAUGUGGAAGCCACAGCCAUUGUUUAAAACAACGCCAGAGACAACAACUGAAGCCUAGCCCCAGAGACUGAAGUCACAGCACAGAGCUUCGGAGACAACACUGAAGCCAGUGAAUCCACAACCCCUGAGCCCCAAAGAGACCACCACUGCGGGAUGACUUCAACACUGUGACUGACUCUAGACCCACUGGAGUUCCAACUGUACAGCUGGGAACCAGAGCUAAAGACCAGAAUAAUAGGAUACUAAACUCACGUCUCAAAGGGAUUAUUGUGUGGUUGUGUGUGUUGCUCUGUGUGUGUGGUUCUGUGUGUGUUGUCUUGGGUGUAGCAGUGCAGUGUGUGAGCUAGUUUUGUUUUAAGUUCUGUGUGUGUAGUUCUCCAUCAGCAGAUGUUGCAGAAAUGGCCAGCAUGGUGGUCCAGCUCUUGGGCUUCUUCCUGGGUCUGUUGGGGCUUGUAGUUAGUGUAGUUGCUACGGUGCUCCCCCAUUGGCGGCGGACGUUAUAUGUGGGCUCUAACAUCAUCACAACUACUGCAUACAUGAAGGGGCUCUGGAUGGAGUGUGUGUGGCACAGCACGGGCAUCUACCAGUGUGAAGUACAUCGCUCAAUGCUGGCUCUGCCACCUGACCUACAAGCAGCGCGGGCGUUGAUGGUGCUAUCCUGUCUGACCUCCACCCUGGCAGUCCUGGUGUCCUCUACAGGGAUGAAGUGUACCCGCUGUGCCCGACGCUCCCCCACCAAGCACGUCCUGGCCAUCAGUGGAGGGGUCUGCUUCCUGUCUGCAGGCAUGCUCUGCCUUAUCACUGUCUGCUGGACAACCAAUGAUGUCAUCCUCGACUUCUACAACCCCAUCCUACCUGAAGGUAUGAAGUAUGAGAUUGGCAUGGCGGUGUAUUUGGGCUAUGUCUCGGCCUGUCUAAGUCUGAUGGGAGGGGCGGUGCUCUGUUGGAACUGUGAGGGGCGGCCCGGGAACGCCCUCCCCCUCCAGCUACCUCGUCGUCACCACCCUCCUCCUCCCCCUGUCUUCAGCACUUUAAACACCCCAGCACCCCCCUACUAUCCCCCUACCGCACUGAAUGGCAACCGCGCUCCCUCACGCACCUCAGUGUCCAGCAGUGGCUACAGACUCAACGACUAUGUCUGAGGGAUGGAGUACACACUCAAUUAUUGCUUCCUAGUGUGGAAGUGGACACACUUAAUUAUUAUGUUUGAAUGUGGAAUAUAAUACAGACUGAUUGACUACGUCUAAGGGAGGUUCACACUCAAUGACUUUCCAGACAACCUCCAGAGAGUAACUGAGGAUGAGUGUGUUGAUGUUGUUCAGGUUGUGUCCUUCUUCUCUGAGGUAAAGUCCACAAGGUAAUCCUGUCCUCUUUAUCCUGUUGACUUUGUAUGUUUACUAUAAGAAUCCAGAAACACACUUUUGAACAUCUACAGCCUUAUUCCCUAAUACAAAAGGAGCUUCCUUCGAAAAGGCCUUUAGGACAAAGACAGCAUAUACCAUAAUGAGGACAAAGAGAGCAUAUACCAUAAUGAGGACAAAGACAGCAUAUACCAUAAUGAGGACAAAGACAGCGUGUACCAUAAUGAGGACAAAGACAGCGUGUACCAUACUGAGGACAAAGACAGCAUACACCAUAAUGAGGACAAAGACAGCAUACACCAUAAUGAGGACAAAGACAGCAUACACCAUAAUGAGGACAAAGACAGCAUACACCAUAAUGAGGACAAAGACAGCAUACACCAUAAUGAGGACAAAGACAGCAUACACCAUAAUGAGGACAAAGACAGCAUACACCAUAAUGAGGACAAAUACAGCAUACACCAUAAUGAGGACAAAGACAGCAUACACCAUAAUGAGGACAAAGACAGCAUACACCAUAAUGAGGACAAAGACAGCAUACACCAUAAUGAGGACAAAGACAGCAUACACCAUAAUGAGGACAAAGACAGCAUACACCAUAAUGAGGACAAAGACAGCAUACACCAUAAUGAGGACAAAGACAGCAUACACCAUAAUGAGGACAAAGACAGCAUACACCAUAAUGAGGACAAAGACAGCAUACACCAUAAUGAGGACAAAGACAGCAUACACCAUAAUGAGGACAAAGACAGCAUACACCAUAAUGAGGACAAAGACAGCAUACACCAUAAUGAGGACAAAGACAGCAUACACCAUAAUGAGGACAAAGACAGCAUACACCAUAAUGAGGACAAAGACAGCAUACACCAUAAUGAGGACAAAGACAGCAUACACCAUAAUGAGGACAAAGACAGCAUACAUCAUAAUGAUAAGCCAUAUAGGGUACUUCCAUGUGUAUUAUUAUGUGUUCCAGUUUCGUAGCUCAUAACUUCAUGGCUGUUAGAUGAACACAAAUAGAUUUCUAACUGCUCCAA
This is a messenger RNA of Oncorhynchus gorbuscha (pink salmon), 2901 nucleotides long. Its product is annotated as claudin-14-like. The transcript is spliced from 4 exons. Lineage: Eukaryota; Metazoa; Chordata; Actinopteri; Salmoniformes; Salmonidae. The record is from RefSeq and is a predicted model, not a curated record. Gene Ontology annotation, cellular component: bicellular tight junction; plasma membrane. Gene Ontology annotation, biological process: bicellular tight junction assembly; cell adhesion. Gene Ontology annotation, molecular function: structural molecule activity. Bases 905 to 1648 code for a protein of 247 amino acids.